Molecule: messenger RNA, 890 nt
Organism: Penicilliopsis zonata CBS 506.65
Lineage: Eukaryota; Fungi; Ascomycota; Eurotiomycetes; Eurotiales; Aspergillaceae
Exons: 1
Coding region: 22-807 (261 amino acids)
Biological process (GO): secondary metabolite biosynthetic process
Cellular component (GO): cytoplasm; nucleus
Source: RefSeq, a predicted model, not a curated record
UACACCACCCUUCUUGUCACCAUGCCCCAAAGAAAUAAUGAGAUGGUCGAUGAGACUCUACACCUUCCCCGACUCCUCUGUCUUCACGGAGGAGGAUCUAAUGCUGUCGUCUUCCAGUCCCAAUGUCGCCGGCUGAUUGCCCACCUACGAUCAGAAUUCCGCUUCGUCUUCGCACAGGCACCGUUUCUAUCCGACGCCGGGCCUGAUGUCCUGUCAGUAUACAGUGAAUACGGCCCCUUCAGACGCUGGCUCCGCUGGCGCCCGGAACACCCCGAGAUUCGGCCGGAGGACGCAUUGUGGGCGAUCGAGGACUCUUUGGAAGACGCAAAGCGCCAGGAUGACGCAAAGGGCGCCACAGGGCCGUGGAUUGGCCUGCUUGGAUUUAGUCAAGGCGCGAUGAUGUGUGCCAGUCUCCUCUAUCGCCAGCAACUGCGCCAAGAACAACUAGGGUGGCUAUUCGGCGAUUCAGAGUAUCGCUUUGGAGUGUUGCUUGCGGGCCGGGCCCCGCUGGUCUGUCUGGAUCCGCACCUCGACCCGCGUUCCUCUUUACCCGAUCUGUCGCAGAUCACAGAUGCCAAAUACCCCGGUCCAAGCCGGGAUGUUUUACACAUCCCUACUGUGCAUGUACAUGGGCUGCGAGAUCCCCACGUGGCUCUUCACCGGCGGUUAUUUGCAGAAUUCACUUCUCCUGAUACCAGGAGACUGGUUGAGUGGGAUGGAGAGCAUCGGGUUCCUUUAAAGUUGAAGGAUGUCUCGCUGGUUGCGCAUCAGAUUCGAGAACUCGCAGCCCAGACGGGUGCAUGCUAGCCAUUGGGGACACGUUGAGCUUUGUUGUUCAUUGUUCAUUGGAGGACUUAUGGGCGCUAAAGGAGGGGACUUCUAUAUUAAUC